Molecule: messenger RNA, 11050 nt
Organism: Haliotis rufescens (red abalone)
Lineage: Eukaryota; Metazoa; Mollusca; Gastropoda; Lepetellida; Haliotidae
Product: alpha-(1,6)-fucosyltransferase-like
Exons: 10
Coding region: 1452-3197 (581 amino acids)
Biological process (GO): protein N-linked glycosylation
Cellular component (GO): Golgi cisterna membrane
Molecular function (GO): protein binding; glycoprotein 6-alpha-L-fucosyltransferase activity
Source: RefSeq, a predicted model, not a curated record
UGAACAAUUGGUUAUCUUGCUUAUCUUGUGACUUUCGAAGUGUGAUUUGUACUGAUUUCAGGUUAGUCUAUAACGCUUGAUCAAUCGGCUCAUUCGACUGUAUUGUAACAGUGUAUUGUGGUCUGAAAUCUAAAUGGUAGUUACACUUACGUAUCCAACCAACACAGAUGCUUGAAGUCUAAUGAGAAAUUAAUGACUGAACGGGGAGCUUUCAUUAUGUCGCACCUGAGAAGAGGUUUAUUACAAGACAUGUGUUAUUCCGCAUGUUUGAUUCACAUCAAUUAUUCAGCAGUGCAAUUUUCUGUAACACUGAUUUAUUUCGUUAAGUCUUGUUCCCAAGUCUGGAGCCAUAUCAGAUGUUUGGAGCAAACACGGAGUGGAGUCACAUUAAUUUCCGUCCAAGUGUGCUAUAAAGGAAGAUACGAUCUUUCAUGCGGUUUGAUCAUGCUUGAGCACAAAAAUAGUCUCGAUUCAGCCGUAGGUUUUAUGAAUUUCGUAUUCUGAGUUAAGUCUGAUCGCUGAGGUGAUUUUGAUUGCUUGGGAUAUGUGUCAUGUGAGCUUUGGCUUGAAGCCUUUGUCGUGAUCGUGGACACUCUGGCCGGAUGUAUUGACGCUCUGGUGCAGACUAACGACCAGGACAAAUAUCGCCGUGGCUGCUGCCAGAGUAGUUUCGUCUGAUGAUACUAGGGUCGGCAACUCUCGUGAGUAUCUCGGUAUACAUUGUUGUUGCUUGGGUACCUCUGUGGUAUUGAUUUUCUCAACUAGUAGUUUUUAUAACGAAACGCUCAUCCGACUUUCUGCCAACUUGUAUCAUACAAUUGCUGCUGCUGUUUAUGCGGGGGUAAGUAUGAUAUCUCCAUGCCAGGCUUACAUGUUUCCAAAGAUAAUUACAAUGUCUUCCCCAUUUCAAUCAACAGCCAAAUGAAAGCUUUUUCUGCCUCCACGAGCGAUAUUCAGGUUUGUGUUAUAUUUUCCAUUGAAUGUUCCAUGUGUCUUGUCUUGAAAGUUUUUAUGAUUCUUGUCAAAGAUUUAGGGCUCGGAAACGCGGAGUUACAGAUGUGAUCACAUUGGUAUAAAGCCUGUUGCCAUGUUGAUAGGGCUUGAGCCAACCAUAAAAUAUUCAUUGUUAGAGAUUAGGAACACUUUCCCCCUCCUGUUACAUAAAUCUCCAUUUUCUAAUAUUGAUUAGAGUAUCAUAUCUCCUUAAUGCCUGAUUGGGCUGCCCGCAAAGCCCAAACCACUCGUAAUGCCUUUUUUAUGCUUAAAAAAGUGCAUUAUGUAUGUGCUAUGCUUGCUGGGGUAAUGGUAUUUGUUUAUCGUGUAAUAGGAAGCAUUCGAUCUAUGGAGGAGACGUGAUCAGAUGGUUUUUGUUGCAUAAAGAGAAGAUUCUGGAAAUAACAAACAAAAGACGUUCAAAGGGUUUUCCAAUUUGAAGACAGGCUAUGUGAGAGAUGCUGAAGAGCUGGAAGGUGAUAGGUGGCCUCCUGGCCUUCUGGCUGGUCAUCAUGAUCUACAUGAGCAACUCCCUGAUGCAGGGCGGGGAGAUCAACCAGCGGGCGGAGCAGCAGCUCAGGAGAGCUCUAGAUGAACUCGACAAGGUCAAGGCCCAGAACUUGGAGCUACAGCAGUUAGCAGCUGACUUAAAACAGAUCCAGGAGGAAGGGGGAGGUAACCAGGAUGGCACUCUGUCCCGUCUCCAGCAGAGACUGCAUAAAGCCAACCAAGAAAUCCAGAGACUUGUCAAUAGCCAACAAGGAUCACCAGGUAAAUCCAAUGAACCAACUGCAGAUCACGAAAAAUCUUUCCGAAAAGUAGAAAAUACAGCGGUCGAGUUUUGGUAUUUCAUGCGGUCUCAGUUAAAGAAGAUCAAGGACAGUGCAGGGGGAAACACAGAGAUUACAUCCAAGGUUGACCAGAUUCUGGGGGACGGUGCUAACUAUCAAAGGACUCUGAGAAAUGACUUUGAUGGUCUACGUAACGUGGAUGGCAUGAAGGAAUGGAGGGACCGAGAGUCGAUGGAGCUGGGAGACAUUGUACAGAGGAGACUUCACUAUUUACAAAACCCCAAAGACUGUGGGUCAGCCAAGAAGAUCGUGUGCAACCUGCACAAGGGUUGUGGCUAUGGAUGUCAGCUCCACCAUGUUGUGUACUGCCUGAUCGUAGCAUACGCCACGGAGCGCACCCUGGUGCUUGAGUCCAAGAGCUGGAGAUACGCCCCCAAGGGGUGGGAGACGGUGUUCCAGCCCCUCAGCAACACCUGCAACACACGCUCAGGGGAGCAGGCUCACCACUGGGGACCUGCAACUCAGAUACAGAACGCCAAAAUAGUUGAGCUUCCUAUUGUCGACAGUAUGCAUCCACGACCUGACUUCAUGCCUCUUGCUAUCCCACAAGACCUUGCACCAAGACUUCUCCGUCUGCAUGGUGACCCACCCGUCUGGUGGAUCGGGCAGUUUGUGAAAUACCUCACUCGUCCUCAGCCACAUCUGAAAGAAGACAUGGAGAGAACAAAGAAGGCCUUGAAUUUUAAGAGCCCUAUUGUCGGGGUGCAUGUACGGAGGACAGACAAAGUGGGUGUAGAGGCGGCCUUCCAUGGCAUUGAUGAGUACAUGGAAUUUGUCAAUGAAUAUUUUGACCGUCUGGAGGCAAAGAGUCCUGUUGAGCAACGAAGGAUAUACCUUGCCACGGAUGAUGCAAAUCUACUUCGAGAGGCAAGAGAAAAGUACCCCACCUACCAGUUCAUCAGUGACAAUGACAUCUCCAAGACUGCAAGUCUCGGCACACGCUACUCUGACAGUUCUCUACGUGGCGUCAUCCUUGAUAUCCACUUCCUGUCGAUGUGUGACUACCUGGUCUGCACAUUCUCAUCACAGGUGUGUCGUGUGGCGUAUGAAGUGAUGCAGACAAUGCACGGCGAUGCCUCAGCAUGGUUCAAGUCUCUUGACGAUGUCUACUACUUUGGAGGACAGAAUGCACAUAACAUGCGAGCACUGGAAACCCAUGAACCAAAGAAUAAACACGAGAUCAAGAUGGAGGUGGAUGAUCUGAUGGGCAUUGCUGGCAACCACUGGGAUGGGUUUUCCAAAGGUGUAAACCGGCGCUCAGGACAAUCAGGCCUUUACCCAUCAUACAAAGUGAAGAAUGAAAUCGCUGUAGUAAAAUUCCCCACAUAUCCAGAGGCAGAGGAAGUCAGGUGACAUUAGCCCCUUGUAGAUUGGCAGAUUUUAGAUAAUUAUUUUUAUACAUAUGUUGAGUCCCAGUCAUUAUUUGACAAUAACUUUGCCAUGAGAACUGAAACGGUAUGGAUAUUUUAAUGUAAGAAUGAGACUGCUCGGUCACUUGUGGUCAGUUGUAGGUGAACAUUAUUGACUGUUUUGAGCCUGUUAUGUACCUAAAUUCUUGACAUAAUUAUUAUUAGCCUGAUAGAAAUGAUACUUAUGUGCUCAAUGCCUACUGUAGUCAUACGCAAUAUGUUAAAAGAAAAACUUCAAAUAGGUAAAUCUCAAAUAUUAAGACAUAUUGCAGUACUUAAUGAGCUAAUAGUAAUGUUCAGCCUCCAGCUCUUAAGUUAGCUUGUAGUAAAGCUGUAGACUAGCUGUUGCCUGGGUGCUGCCAUUACACUCAUGAAUCUACAUCAGUUUGAAGUUGACGAGGUGGGACAAACAGUAUUUUACUACUGCAUAUAAGAAACAUAUUUUAAACGUUAUUCAAAAUCAAAUCUUCAACUACAGAAUGGGAGAUGAACAUGGAUGUUUUCAGUUUCAAAAUGGAAGUGUUAAGUUUGAAGAGUGCUCAUCAAGCAGGUGUAGGACCUCAGAAAAUAAAUCAAAGGUGUGUAAACCAGUUUAGACAGGUAUGUACAGGUUGGUGCUGGUUCCGUUGUCAUGGUUCAGUCUGUUAUUUUUCAAUGAUGCAUGUCAGCUGCCAGUGUUUUUAUAAAUUUUACUCUGAUGGAUGUGGUCGUGGGUCUAUGCUUUUGCUUGCUCGUUUCUAUUUGUCACUAUUUUCAGCAGGUACUUCUGAUCAUUGAGUAAACCACAUUCACAUGUCAUAUGUAGUCAUCAGUUCAGUAUUGUUGUGGGUUCUGGAAAUCACCCAACUGUCAAUGUAUCUUGAUGUUUGUCAAACAAUAACAUGUGUUCGGCAGGAUGGCAGGUCCAUGGCAGAGAAGAAAAAGGUCCCCAAUAUGUAUUCAGGCUAUCAUAGUUUGUUAUAGUGGCAUUGUUCUGUAAAGGGGACAUGAUUUUUAGUGGUAACAGGACCAAUAAGGACAAAAAUGUGAAGUAGUUAGUUUUUCAUUGAAUGCAAUGCUAAACUAGCUUUGACGUUAAACUUUGAAAUAAAACAUUCAAGGAUUUUUCAAAUAUGUUUCUCUCCCCUCUUCCAGUUUACCUGGAUACAUGUGUUAUGUUGUAUCAGUACAAUUUAGCGUUGAUGUAAUGACAUGCUUCCUCUCUCGGAGAAUAUUCUCCCAAAGAUUCCAAAACAGGUUGGUCAAUUUCAGGAAGUGUACUAAUUCUGAAAUGAUUUUUAAGGCUGAUACACUCAAUUAUUUGUCAGCCAUUGUGGAGAUAUAGAUAUAAUUUUUUCAUAUUACUAAGUUCUCUUACUCUAAAUGUAAUUACAACGUCAUCUGUAAUUAUUUAGUUUCAUGUUGGAAAAUCUUCCAAGUUAUCAAGGUCUCAAUGUAAAUCAAUCCGACAUUACCAUGAUAUCUAAAGUUCAUCGCUAAACCCUUAGAAUUUGUUUAGCUUCUCUUUGUCUCAAAAUCUUUUUUUUAUCUAAUGUAGGCAGGUUUAAGUUCAUUUCUUGCUGAUGUCCUUGGCAAAAUAAGGAGUCAGGAGGAAAAAUACAAUAAAUAAAAUAUGUCGUCAUGGUUGUUUUGAAACUCACUUACUAAAGUCCCCCCUCCCCCCAAAAAAACUAAACCAAAAAACCAAAAAGAUGUCUGUAAUAACAGGAAAUAAACUGUCAAUUCCUUUAAGGUGUGAGUGUUCAGCAUGACUAGCAUAGUUCAGGGAGAUUGGAUCAACUAGGAAUCAUUACUCAUCCUCAGCAUUUUUCUUGUACCACUGAAUUUUAAACAGAAUUUAAUGUUGAUGAAUAUAUACUAUAUCCUGAUUGUAUGGUUGGAUCAUGCUCAUUUUGUUAUAUAAGGAGGUUUUUAUGAUAAUAUUUGAUGGAAUGAUGCCUUAGAGCACAAGCCUCAUUAAGAAUUUGACCCUUUAACGAAGAGGUUAUAAAUAAUAUAUUGGCUGACAGUGUUUAACAGUCCUCCUAUGAACAGGGUGAAGUGUACAUUGUAUUGUGUGUUAUGAUUACUAGGUGUAUUUAUAUUCAUGUAAACAUCAUUGACUCAUUGAACUACAUUAGUUCACAGAAACAUAUUGUGUAGAUAUGGCUGAAGAAAUAACUUCAUUUUGAGGGAAUAAAACCAAAAGAUUGAUUGAUAUUAAUGAGUUCAGUUUUAAACCUUUUUUAAAAAUUAUUUGGUUAAGAGAUAGUUGAUAAUGCUGGAGGUCAAAAUGCAAAUUAAAAUUGUAUCAAUUUUCUUUUGAAGUUUUCUCUUGGGCAAGGUAGGUUGAAAUAUUUUUUAAAGUCCUUUUGAGAAAUUUUAGCAGAUGUCAACUAAUAUUUUGAUAGGGGAAAAACACUUAGGUUGCUUAAUGACAGUGCCUAGCUAAAUAAAUAUGUCUAUUUUAUAAUAACUUUUUUUCUUUAAUAUUUAACAUGAUUGCUGGUUUUUAUUGAAACAUAAUCCAGGCAUAUAUAUUUCAAGGUUUUUCAUUUAGGACACUGUAUUAGGAUUAUUUGCAUAUCAUGGAAUCACAAUGAUGUAGGUUACAACAUAUUGGAGGAUGCAUGUGUCUGUAAUUAUUGUAAAACUCAGCUGAUAUGAGAACAUGCUCUUGUCUAUAUUUAGUCAGCCUUGUAAGGGAGGUAAGGCGCAAAUAUGAAACAAGUGUAAAUAAUUGUAAAUUGUUGACUAUUCCCCUACAAUCCAGGAUAGGUUAUUGUCCUAUACGAAACGUGUUAAUUCCAAAAUGAUUUCAAUUUAGCAGGAUAGUAAUAUAUGUGUAUUACCAGUUAAACAUGUGGAUUAUUUUUGGAUAAAUCACUAUUUUUUGUAUACAAGAAAUUUUCCAAUAAAUGAAAGCUUUAAUUUUGAAUAGAGUGAUAGUUUUGAAAGAGGAAGGAAAAGAUGCUGUUUUACAUGAAUAUAGUUUUAACAUGAUAUGUGACAUUUGUUGCCAGUUUAGAUAUCACGCUUUUCAAAUAUUUUGUAUAUGUAACUAUUGAUGAAUUAAUCCAAGGUAUUACAUCAAAUUAUGGCUGAACUAAACACUUGUGGCAUCUCAUUUAGUAAUCAUCACACUGAAUUUACCCAGAGGCCAUGUUUCUUGGGUCUUUUGUCCAACUGUUUUUUCAUGGUUUUUCUUUUGUUUCUCUGAACUGCUUUAGGAAGAAUAUGUUUGGUUACGAAGUGCACAAGAAAUGACACCAUUGGUAUGAAGUUUACAGUCAUAUCAAUAACUAAAGAGAUAGGCACUGCCAGUAAUGUGAGGAGUUGUAAUGAAGGACAUGACGAGAAGAUUGAGCUAUCUCCCUUUUGCAAAAGAUACACAAGCUCCUUCACAGCGUGUGAUACCUUCAUUACACUCUCUGUAACAUUGCUGCCACCAGUGUGGGUGCAGCCAUUACAAGAUUCUUGAAAUUUGCCCUAAAACACGAAAAUGUAGUAACAUUUAUAAUUUUUUACGUCUUUGUGAAUGCCAUCUGUAAAAUUAGAAAAGGUUUAUGACUGACAUUUGAAAGGGGAAUUUAUCUUUUCGUUUGCAUAAUCAGAUUGGUUCGAGAUUGCAGACUGACGAAAAAUCACCUAACUUUUCCCUUACAUUCAUACUAUACCAAGUACAUGCUCGUUGAAAUAGAAAUUCAAACUGAGAAACAAAUAAAGGCAUUUAGCUGGAGCAAGAGUUCUCGGUGUCACAACAGUCAUCACUUGUUUGUAAACAUAACAGUCAGUCCGUUGCUAGUUCAACCCCAAGCAUGGUUGUGGUCACCUAUCACAGUGGGGAGCUUUGACUUAUGGCAGUGAUAGUAUAGAGAGCUCCGUGAAUGGGCUAUCACUGUGAGGAGCUUGACAGAUACACAUACAACUAAUUCAAGUUGGGAUAAUGGUCUUGGCACUCUAUUUGUUGCAGAUAUAUUACUUAUGACAUGAUAAAUACUCAAAAUUGAAGUUUGUGAAACUUUUAUGCAGGUCAUAUAAUUGCAUGGCGUUAAAACUGGAACACUUUGUGAUACUGAAUUUGGUUUCUUUGAGGAAAUACUUCAGCAAAUGAAGGAUUUAUUCCCAGCUGUGUUCUGCUUAUUGGAUGAGUGCUGGUUUGAUAAUUACUUAUAAAUAUGGUUGUCUAAUUCACUCUAGCAGGAUAUUUCAGGGUGUCUGUCAGGGUUAAGGCUGUGCUAACAGCCAGUUCUCUUGCAAUAUUAUUAAAUUAUGAAGCAGUUUUCAUAAUUUAAUUAUCCUUGAAUGAGAGGAACUCGAUAAAUAAAUAUCUGUAUAAUCAUUUUUGAAGGUGUAAAAUAUAAGGUCUGACCAAUGUAAGGUUUUUGUUUCGUCAAUAUAUGCAGAGGCUGGGGCAGAAUUAAGAAAGUCAUUGUGGAUUUAAAGCACACUUUUAAAGAAAAAUAUAUAAUUUGUUUUACAUUUGCAAAGUGAAGUGUAGGCUUGUCAAAAGAUUUCUUAACAAAUUAAAACCUGAAAGUUAGAACCAUGGCCAGUUCUUGACUUGUCUCCUGAAGAGGACAUAGUGGGCCUUGUUUUUAUAUCACUUGGCUUACAGAUCAAACCCAAACCCAGGUUCGGUGAAGGCGAUAAAAAAUAAAGAGAAAAAAGGAUUUUAUUUAGAAAGCUGGCUUUUUAGUGAAAAAUCAAAAGAUUGCUAUAUUGACUUGUUGGGUACUUUGAAAAUAUUUGUGUUACAGGCAUUUGUUAAUCAACUGAGGGAAAAAAAGAACCGAUCCUCACAUGUGAAAUUUUGAGUUGGCAGAUAGGUAAACCAAGUAAAUAAGAUCAAAUGCCUAAACAUGGACAUGUUAUGCAAACAAUCAGUGUGGGUUGGUGUUGUCUGUACAUAGCCUGUGGCAGCAGAACUGUUGUACAAUGUCUUCCACAGAAUUGUUAACUCAAAGUAUCUUUGAGAUACAUUACACAUUGUAUUGUGCCUGAGAUAUGUUGUAUCAUGAAUGUAACAAAGCUUACAAUGGAGAUCUAAGUAUUACAAUUGGGAAUAUACAGUUUCACCAUUGAGAUGUAUUGUCAGAAGUUUGGGUUUGAAAGGGAUCUCAUAGAGUGGAAAAGGAACAUGGAACCUCUGGAAGUGCUUUUCCUCCUAUACAGGUACACAAGUUUGACAACCACAGUGUUUACUGGUAUUCAGGGCAGAUUAUUGGUGUAACACUUUCUUGGAUCUCAAUCUCUAAGCAACUCAACAUCCAUGCAUAGGUGAAAUUUUAGUAAUUGAAUAGAAAUAACAAAUGAGGACUUAACAUUGUUUUUCCAAAUGUGGGGGAUUCACUGUACCGCAGAAACAAUGUAGAUAAAGCGUUAAAUUUUAACUUGCUCACAAAACGUGAAGACAGAUGCUUAAUAUUUCGAAUACAGCUCUGUGACGAAUGGUGAAGCUUUUACCAGUCUAUUUUAUUCCCGUCUUACAUUUGAAUGUUAUCCAUUCAGUAAUGUACCCCAUGUGGCCGUGUACAGGAGGAAUGAUACAUAUCCCUCCUCCAUGGGAUACACCUAAUCUUGUAACCUGCAGAGGUUCCCCCAGUCCCAAGUACCUCGUGCGUGUUGAACAGCCAAUUAACAUGGGGGAUCAAUGUGUGACUUUGUAUGUCAUUGUUUGCGUGGGACCUUCUCAUGCUAUACUUACAGGAUGCAGCGAGUGAGUUGGGAUCAAAGCUGCUUUAACAGUAUUUCAGUUUGAUCACAGCUCUCCGCUAUUAUGUGGGAGGAAAGCUGAUGCGAAGCAGGUCCUAGGUGUACGACAUUUACAAAUUUUGUAAACCCACAAGCAUGGGUAUGGUGCUGACAAACAUAGGCUUCAGCCAUGUAGCUAGAAUAGCACUCCCAACUUUAUUGGGAUGUGACUUUGUAUGACCAAUUUGAAGAUCCUACAAAUCCAUUAAUUUUUCACUUGUAUUUGCUAUGUUCAAGAGGUAGCUAGAUGUAUAUAUAAUGAUGUGCAAUGGAAAUACCUCCUGGACGAUCAGCAAUCUUAGACUACAACAUUCAGAUCAUGACCAGGCCAACUGUAAAACCAUUUUAUAGAACAUAGGAGAAAUUUGAGAUCCUUUUAAAGACCUUUAUUGGGACAUUGAUUGAAAAUGCCCUGGACAAAUGUAAGAUCACUUAAUGAAGCUUGUCGAAAUGUCAGAUGGCACUAUGGAGCAUUGCAUGAUAAAUGUCAGUAUGUAUAAUGUGUAGAUGACAUGAUGUGGGACUUCUAUUCCUCAAUGUAUGUUUGAUGAUGCUCCAAGCUUGCAUUGUGGCAGGUCACCUGGACUCCAAUCCACUGAGCUGUCUUGGAGCUCGGCAUGGUCUUGUGAUGAAUGUAGGACUAAGGUUGCUUUGUUGAACAAGGUCUAGGUGAUUAUUGUCUUGUUGAGAAUACAUAUUCAUUCCUUCGUAAUCUGUUUGUUUGUCCAGUUUUAGUUUAUGCAAAAGCUGUUUUAAGACCAUCUAUAGCAUACACAUCAUAUUCAUUUCUUGUGCUAGUUGCAGCUUCAGUUGUAACUUCAGUGAAACUUUCACAAUAGGUGAGGAAUUUCUCUCCCUAGGUUAUUGAUACUAAUCUUUUAGUUUUCUAGAUUAUUCUUAAAGAGAAAAGUAAUAUUCAAAUAAACUUCAACAAAAAACGACAAUGGUCAAAGUGAUUAGAUUACUUCAUAAGUUGUGUCCAAGGUCCACCCUUGCAAAAUAGAAUUGUGCGCUUCGACUAUAUCAUAGGUCAAAGUUUAGUUGUUACAAUAGAUGCAGCUACCAUCACUUUGUGCAAGUGUGCCCAUCAAGGGAGACAACUCUGGCAUGUGACAAGACUGCAUAGUUUUUGUAUCAGUAGAUAAAAUGGUGUGAUAUGUCAGGAGUUUAGAAAUGAAAUCCAUGGUAAGCUACAUUAGCCUAGUUGGAAGUCCCUAGUGGGAGUAUACUCAACUUGGGGUGGACAUUAUUACACAAUAGUGUUUCCAGAGAGGAAACUGAUGGCAGAAGAAACUAUAGCCUUGCCUUGACUUCUUGCUAAUAUUAAGCUGUAUUGUUUGGUUGUUUUUUCCAAAUUUACUUGGUCAACCCAUCAAAUGUUGAAAACAAUUUACAUGAGGAAGAAAGGUAACCUUUGAUUUUGGGAGAAAUCUAAAACCAGGUGUAGUAAAAAAGUGUCUUGGUAUGUUUGCUGUAGCCUGAUCAGUUGAUGUGAUGUGAUGUAACGCAAUAUUGUUUAGGGUAUCAUUCUUAUUUUAUAUGUUGCUGACCCCAGAGAAGAGCCGCCUCCUCUACUUUCCAGUAUAUAUGAACAUAUCUCCACUUUCAAAACAUGGUAACCAGGAGUAAAUGCCCAGGUUUUUUCUGCUACAAUCACUUCUACAUUUACAUCCACAAUAUAAGACGCAAACUUUCUCUAUGUAUAUAUCGUGGAUUUGCAUAUUUUGGUGUGGUCAAUUGUUUAUUUUAAAGUAUCAAAUGUACAAAUUUGAUAAGCAACACCCUUAAUGGAAACAUAAUUUUUGUAACAAGCUGGUUGGUGUUUUGGCCACUUUUACUCAAUCUUGUCGGUGAAGUCUCCACUGAAGUUGGAAUUUUCUGUACAUAAUAAAACUAUCGGAGCCUUUCAUGCUUCUUUUUGUUUCUCAGCCCGCUCCCUCAUCAUACAGGUCUUAAUUCUUCUCACAGGUAUCUGCUUCAGACAAAUUUUAUUCUUGUUUCACCUGUUAUAUACAUACAUAAAUAUAUGAAUGACAUAAAAUGAAUAAACUGAUCAUUUGUAAA